This is a messenger RNA of Acipenser ruthenus (sterlet), 2462 nucleotides long. Its product is annotated as E3 ubiquitin-protein ligase TRIM39-like. The record is from RefSeq and is a predicted model, not a curated record. The transcript has 13 exons. Lineage: Eukaryota; Metazoa; Chordata; Actinopteri; Acipenseriformes; Acipenseridae. Gene Ontology annotation, molecular function: protein binding. The coding region runs from base 286 to 1698 and encodes 470 amino acids.
UGCGGUGAUGUCAUAGGUUGUCAUGGCAGCGCCGCUCAUCACGGGAGGGGUUAUCCGGGACAAACGCUUCCUUCACUGGGUCAGAGAAACGCUGGAGUUCCGCUGGCUUCUCAAUAAGGAUCCCGAGAACACUUUCAGUUUCGAUAUGAAUCACAAGUCGUUCAGCGAGCCAGUCACACAGGAGCACAGGAAGCGCUUUCCAAACCCGCCCGUGUUGUGUCCCGAUGUGAGGAGCGCUGAGACAGGCUCGCUUUUCUAAAGCUGUGUGGAUGAUCAGUACAGAAGAUGGAAAAGAAACCUGCAGACGUGGAAACAGUUACAGGUGCAUCAGGAAUCCUCAGUGUUUCUCAGAGUUUUGGCAGUUUCGGCCGUGACUACAAGAGUAUAUUCCCUGCACGUGAUGCCAAGUCCAUGAGUUGGAAUAUACCUAAAUUCAGCAACCCUGAGAUUCCUGGUUUUCUGAGGAGAGUUUUGAAGGGGUCUGAUAGAAAGUCCAGACAUCAAGAGGUUGGUGAAUGGAGCCUGGAAGAGUGUCGACACUCCAUCAUGGAGCUGGCAAAGGAGAUGAACAGAGUCGUGAAGAACUCUGCCAUUCCUACCCAUGUGUCCAGUGAGGAUACGUGCAGCCUGGAAGAGUGUCGCUGCUUCAUCAUGAAAUGGACUGGCGAGAUGGACAAGCUGGCCCAGACACCAAAGCAAAGCCAGAGUGCUGGACAGGUUGAGCAAAGAAAAGGAGCAGAGCUGAGAAACAAAGAGGAUCUUCCAGGACCAGAGGGGGAGGAGCUGAGUGAGGGGGCGGGGCACAACCAGGAGGAGGAGCUGAACCAAGAGGAGGAGCAAAGACUGAAGGACGGUCAUGACAUCAUCAGGCAGUGGGCAAGAGAGCUGAAGACAGUGCCAGAGAACUCUGUCUCAGCGGGGGAGGCUGUGGAACAGGGUCUUGCAGAGCUGGUGAAGGAGUGGAAACGAGGCAAGCUGAGUAACAUCUUACCCAUCAUGGAGUUCAUCAUGUGGGCCCUGAUCAAGGAGGAGGCAGACAAGGGAAUUGGCACUCGGAUUGUGUUCUCUAGGAUGCUAAAAUCUCUGAAUAUUGGUGCUGGGAGAUGCAUUCCUGAUUUAGUCUGGCAGUGGAUUCACAAGGCAUCAGUUGAUGUGACUCUGGACCCUGAUACAGCGUACCCCGAGCUCACCCUGUCUGCGGAGGGGAAACAAGUGAGAAAGGGAGAGACAGGGCAGGAUGUCCCUGACAAUCCAGAGAGAUUUGAUUACUGGUGCUGUGUGCUGGGCAGGGAGGGGUUCACCUCGGAGAGACGCUACUGGCAGGUGCAGGUGGGGGGGAAUACAUGGUGGAGAUUAGGAGUCAGCAGAGAGUCUGCCGAGAGGAAGGGGAGGAUCAGCACGACCCCCCAGCAGGGUUACUGGACUGUGCAGUGGAGUGGAGGUGGGUUCACUGCUCUCACUGACCCCCGGACCCCCCUCCCCCGGAGCCUGAAGCCCCAGAAGCUGGGGGUGUAUCUGGAUUAUGAGGAAGAGCAGCUCUCCUUUUACAAUGUGGAGACCAGAUCUCACAUCUACACUUUCACUGACAUGGAGUUCAAGCCCAAUGAGAAACUCUAUCCAUUCUUCUGUAAUGAGGACAAGAAUACAGCCCUUGUGCUGGAGUCCCCUGACCCUGACCCUGUCAGCGCUGCAGAUUAAACACACAUUGCUGUCUGAACCAGGAAACUAUUCAAACAGCUCAGACAAUCUCCUCUUCACUUUCACUGACACUCUCUCUGCACUCUUCUGGGCUAAUGAGAAGAAAUUCUCUCUCUUCCACCCUCUUACCCUGAGCCCCUCCUCUUUAUUUCUCUACACCCCCUUUCCUACUCUCCCUUCCUGUCUCCCUCUCUCUCUCCCCUCCACCUCUCCAUCUCUAGAUCCCUCUUUCUCUCCUCUUCUGCUCUCCUCUCUGCCUCCCCUCUGAUAUGUUAAUCCCCUCCCUCUCUCCACCCUGCCCUCUACUCUUCCUCUCUCCUCUAUCCUCUCCUCUCUCCUGCCCUGCCAUCUCUACUCCCCCUCUCUCCUCUCCCUCUCCCUCUACUCUCUCCUCUCCUUCUCUUCUCUCUACUCUCCCUCUCUCCUCUCCUCUCCCUCUCCUUCUCUCCUCCCUGCCCUCUCUACUCUCCCUCUCCUCUCUCCCCCCUCUAAUUUUGUACUGUGAUAUUUUGUAACAGCUGUAAGUCACCCUGGAUAAGGGUGUCUGCUAAUAAAUAAAUAAUGAUCAAAGACUUUCUAGACAAUAGAUGAAUGCAUUAUUUUCCAUGUAAUCAAUAUUUACACUGAAGCUGAGAUGCUCCCUGAAUAUUAUUCAUUGCUAAACUCAGUGAACUGAUUUCUGCUAUUUUGAUAUGAAUCUUCUGUUCUGUUUUUGUAGCGCAUCUAUUUUCUAUCUUUCUUGAUAAAAUGUAUAAAAGAUAUAA